UAACAGCCAUUUCUAAUACAAUAGAUCGCAUGAAACUAAAGCGUCGUGUUUUUUUGUAAGAGUUUAAAGGAGAUCAAAAUUUCUUCUUUCAAUAUUAUUUUUUAAACAUAAAUUAAAGAAAAAUACAACACAAUGGCAGCUACAAUGCCAAUAAAUCCAAAACCAUUUUUAAAUGGUUUAACAGGUAAACCUGUUAUGGUAAAAUUAAAAUGGGGUCACGAAUAUAAAGGCUAUCUUGUUUCUGUCGAUGGAUAUAUGAACUUACAAUUAGCUAAUACAGAGGAACAUAUAGAUGGAAAUUGUACUGGCAAUCUUGGUGAAGUUUUAAUCAGAUGUAAUAAUGUAAUGUAUAUAAGAGGUGUAGAAGAAGAAGAUGAAGAAGGAGAAAUGAAGGAUUAGAUUUUAUAUUGUUUAUACAUUAAUUUAAAAUGUUUAUUUUUAAGUAAGAUUAAUUGUC
Molecule: messenger RNA, 457 nt
Organism: Apis laboriosa (Himalayan honeybee)
Lineage: Eukaryota; Metazoa; Arthropoda; Insecta; Hymenoptera; Apidae
Gene: SmF
Product: small nuclear ribonucleoprotein F
Exons: 2
Coding region: 133-399 (88 amino acids)
Biological process (GO): mRNA splicing, via spliceosome; spliceosomal snRNP assembly
Cellular component (GO): U1 snRNP; catalytic step 2 spliceosome
Molecular function (GO): RNA binding
Source: RefSeq, a predicted model, not a curated record